Molecule: messenger RNA, 1801 nt
Organism: Ostrinia nubilalis (European corn borer)
Lineage: Eukaryota; Metazoa; Arthropoda; Insecta; Lepidoptera; Crambidae
Product: insulin-like growth factor-binding protein complex acid labile subunit
Exons: 3
Coding region: 106-1383 (425 amino acids)
Molecular function (GO): protein binding
Source: RefSeq, a predicted model, not a curated record
UCUACUUAAUGUUAGCAUCAGUGCAAUCCGAAUUAUUAGAAUCAGAUUACUCACCACAAUGCGAAUAAACAUCCCCAGUGAAAGUAUUGUGCGAAAUUGCAAAAUAUGGAGUUGAAAUAUUCCUACGUUCUAGUUCUGGUGGUUUUGGAUUGUGUUUGUGGCGAAUUGUGUCCGAAAAAAUGUGACUGUGAUCAGUACUAUGGCAUGAAUAGAGCAACAUGCGUCGAUCAGAACAUUAUCAGUAUUGAAGUGGGAGUGCCCAAUGCUGUACAAAUAUACAGCCUUAGUCACAAUAUGAUCAGUGAAUUGGAAAAUUUUUGUUUUAAGGAGGCAGGCUAUUUAUACAUAGAAGUUUUGAACCUCUCGUACAAUGUUAUAUAUUGGAUAGGUUUACAUGCGUUCUCAGGAUUAGACAAGUUGGCCCAUUUGGACCUCAGUAACAAUAGGCUGAGGUACAUACCCUCCGAUCUUUUCUGGGACACUCCAGAACUGAUUUCGCUGGACCUAUCGUCGAAUAUAUUUGAAAAUGAUUUGAAAAAUGAACCAUUUAUAAUGCAUGAAAAACUACAAGUGCUCAACAUGAACAACUGCAGAAUCAAAUCACUCCCAGACCGACUAUUCACCAGAUUACCCGAACUUAGAAAAUUAGAUAUCAGUGAAAACAACAUUAUAACAUUAAAUACGAAAUUAUUAGUUCCUCUAAAGAAAUUACAAAGGAUAGAACUAAGAAACGAUUACUUCCAAUUAAGGCAAUGCACAUCCGAUUUUGUAGCUGCAGAAUCGUGGAUUAUUUCUAGAGGUAUAACUUACCAGAAGCAAUGCAGAAAAAAGGCCCCUAAUAUGUCAGAAAAAAUGAUAUCCAUGGUUCCAGAAGAAAAAGAAGAUGUUGAUGUGAGCCAGGUGUGGAAUAUAACAGGAACAACAGCUAAAAAUGAUACAGGUCCUGAGAUUAGAGCAACAACUCUCACACCUUUCGAGAAGUUUGACAAAGAGUUUUCGUCAAUGCAGGCGUUCGUCAUAGGCAUUGAACUAGGUUUAGCUAUCGGUAUAGUGGGGACGUACAUAUGGCUUAGAAAGUUCUGUCACUGUGGUCAAUUGAAUUGCAUUCGGCCACAAACAGGUCGGCAAAGGAGACGAGCUCAGAGAGUGAGAGAGACCGACAUGAGGACGAAUUUACUUUGGAGUAACAUGAUCAGUCCUGAUUUAGAUACGCCGCCAUCUUACCGAAGGCAUCCGUCGUUGCCUGAUCGAAGCCCGCCGCUCCGUACUUAUGGAGUGCCGAUAGUAGAAGCGGCAGCGUUGCAAGUGGACGCUAUAAGGCCGCCUGAUCGAGCUGAGACUCCUCCGCCGCCCUAUAAUGAGUCGUGCCGCAUCGUCGUAUAAAACGGUUACUAUAUCUAAAUAAACCAGAACAAAAACUGUUAUCUAAAUGGGACAAAAAGUAGUAUCGGGAGCGUGUUAUCAAAUUGUGAUACAGUGUUGUGAGACGAUUUUUCGUGACACUAUCUAUGAUUAGUAUAAAUUAGUCAAAUAUUUUUAGCACUAAGAUUUUGAAUUUGUACUCUGAGAAAAAUGACUUAGGUACCUACAUAUUAAUAAGGAUAACAUCCUCAUGAGUGUAUUAAUAGCUAGCAAUAAAUAAUAAAGGUUGUAGAAUCUGUGAGAUGUUUAACAAGAUAAAUUUUUAUAGUGAAAUGAUUUUUUAUAAUAGGUGCACGAUUAGUGUUUCCAUUUUGUCUGUAAUUAUAUUCGAAUGUUAUGAUUAUUUAAAAAAACGGAGAAAUAAAAAUCUUAUAAUUUA